This is a messenger RNA of Talaromyces proteolyticus, 2069 nucleotides long. RefSeq lists its product as uncharacterized. The transcript has 3 exons. NCBI's taxonomy places the organism in Eukaryota, Fungi, Ascomycota, Eurotiomycetes, Eurotiales, Trichocomaceae. The record is from RefSeq and is a predicted model, not a curated record. Bases 156 to 1781 code for a protein of 541 amino acids.
UUUUUUUUUCGUUGUAUAUACAUAUUUUACAUGCAUAGACAUGGGGUAAAGGCUGCCAUUGACUGCCCUGCAACUUCCCCCCAACACAACAUUGAAUAACCCCAUGACACGCCCGUCACGCUUUCACUCGUGAACCCCAGUGCAGGUUUGAUGCCAUGUCUGGAUCAAACCCCUUCCGCCGGAGCAGGAUCAUAGCCGCGAGCGAGCCCAUCCCGUCGAUUCCGAAUCACCAUGAUGUGACAGUGCCGGAUGUCAACAAAGGUGUCUUUGACAUACCAAUAGCAAGUACUAAACCUCACCUCCCUCUUCACUCAAAAACAGUGCGAAUUGCUACCCCACCGCUACCCUCACCACCCGCCGAUUCUACAACAUACUUCCCCGCAGCUCCUCUGACAGCCCCGAGGACCCAUCACAGCCCGCCGCCGCUAGAAAUCGGCGAUGGAGAGUCUUCUGAUGAUUCUACGGCGGACCCUUUUAAUCCGCAUUCAUCCGCUGGUGGCGGCCGGGAGGAGGAUUACAUUCAAGUGGUGGGUGGUGACUACACUACCGGACCGAAUGCACCCGACAGGCAGAUUGUGAAUGAGUCGGGAUUGCGUAGGGCAAUGAGCGAGGGGGGCGAGAGUCACCAGAGACCAGACAGUGCCGUUGAAGCAAAGCAAAAAUCGAAUGCUAUGCUGGAUGUGGAUGCGUUUACGAGGUUGCUCCUUACUGGGAAUGCUGAUGGAAGAGGCGGUGAGGAUAAGAAGGUGGUGACGACGAGGAUCGAUACGGUGUCUGAUCCUGUGAUUCAGGCUCGUUUUGGAUCUGCUGCUGCUGAUAGCAGCGAUAGCAGCGACGUCGAAACAGUAUCGGUCAUGCGGAGGGGUGAUCUCGAUAGUCAUGCUACAAGCAACACCAGCACGUCGGUUCACUCUUUGAAGGCUGAAUCGAAUGAGAUUCAGAGGACGGCUAGUGUGAAAAGGCCGAAGCCACCGCCGCCAAGGACUCGUCAUGGCAAACCGAUCAAGCCUGGGGAGUCAUCACAAACGUCGAGAAAGUCGAGCGAAGAGAUUUAUCUGUCGGGGGAAUCUACUCAGCAGCCUACGAACCCGGAAAUGGCGAUUUCAUCGCCAGAGGCAGUGUCAGAUGCGACACUGCCGACUAGUUUAUCAGACACAAGUAUAAACGACGAUGUUUCUGCCUUGCAAAGGGCCCCGUCUCAGUCAAAAAGACCGCCUACGCCACCUCUUGCUCGACGACAUAGCCAGAGAAAGCCGAGUAUGAAGAAGUCUGCUCGGGAUCAUCCCCACCGUAUCUCGUUACCUCCAAAAGGCCUGGGUCUCGAACUUCCCGGACCGCCGAGUCCAGGGACAAAAACACCGCCUAGACCCCCUUCCCGACGACAUGAAAAAGCGGGCGGCUCUCUGGCUGAGGCGUUCUCACACACCAAGUCUUCUCUAUCUCAGGAACACUCGGCUCCGUCUUCCACGCUAGGAGGAGAGGGCCCAGGGAGCACAGCUUCAUCGUCUCCACCAUCGCGAUCGCCAUCCAUCAAAUGGUCGACGUCUGGAUCUGCGUCGAACGCACCAUCCAUGCCACCGCCACCACCUCCACCUCGACGCGUGCGAGCUUCUAGCAAGAGCAGUCUAAACAGCACGCAGUCAUCUACGCUACAGAGCAAGAGCGCCGAGGAUAAUCUGUCUUCUUCCCACGCCCAGGACAUUCUCGCAGACCUCUCGCGGCUCCAGCAAGAGGUAGAUAAUCUUCGCGGCCAUUACGAAAGCCGGAAGGUCAGCCAAUGAUGAUUUAUGAGACACGUUUCAAUAAUAUAAAUACCCUGGACAGCACUUCCCAACCUCGUCCUAGCACACUACCUUGCGAUUCCGACUUCCCCUUCCUCUCCUCUUGUCUUCUUGAUCGUUUUUUGUUUGAGCGUCGACGUGCCGAUAGUAUCUGCUAGCAUGUUUUUCUUCCCUUGCAAUGCGGAUCCGUCAGACGAUGACGGCGGCAGAUGCAAGGCUGUCUGUAUAUAAGCUCUUCCGAUGCAUUUAUUCAUGAUGUAUAUAACAAAUAUAUUCUUUCAAGUGCCA